Zingiber officinale is the source of this 936-nucleotide messenger RNA. Its product is annotated as protein ELF4-LIKE 3-like. Lineage: Eukaryota; Viridiplantae; Streptophyta; Magnoliopsida; Zingiberales; Zingiberaceae. Gene Ontology annotation, biological process: entrainment of circadian clock; positive regulation of circadian rhythm. The transcript has 2 exons. Bases 295 to 624 code for a protein of 109 amino acids. The record is from RefSeq and is a predicted model, not a curated record.
CUAAAGGAUGUCGGUGACUGUUUAAGCUCCUGGCGGCGGAGAGGAGAGGAGAGGAGAGGAGAGGCAGGCGCACACGCAAUAGGAGCCACCCGGCUGCUUGUCUCAUUCUCCGCAGCGGGAUUUUUGUUCUCAUUUUCUCGUCGAUCGAUCUCUCCUCUCUCUCUCUCUCUCUCUCUCUCUCUCAAAAAGAGAUUCGAGGGAAUCGCUGAUACCUUCGAGGCUUCGCCCCCAUCGAUUUCACCGUCUCCUUGCUCCCCCGCAUCUCCUAGGGCCUUUUGGCGAUCGAGGUAAGGGAUGAUGGAAGGGGAUAGCUUCUCCGGGUUCGGCAACGGAAGUCAAGUCGACGGCAAGGUCUUCGCGACCUUCCAAAAGAGCUUCCUCCAGGUGCAGAGCAUCUUGGACCAGAACAGGCUGUUGAUCAACGAGAUCAAUCAGAACCACGAGUCCAAAAUCCCCGACAACCUCACCCGCAACGUCAGCCUAAUUCGCGAGCUCAACAACAACAUACGACGCGUCGUCGACCUCUACGCCGACCUCUCCCUCUCCUUCACCAGGUCCAUGGACGCUUCCUCGGAAGGGGACUCCGAAGGGAAGUCCGGCCACAAGAGGAACAGACCUCUGUAAUUAGCAAUCAAACAAUUAGUCGAGAGAAACCGAGAGAGAGAUAGAGAGAGAGGAGAGAGUGUCACAGAUUACACAAGUUAGGAUUCAGAAUUGUGCAAGUUUGGAGGUGAGAGGAGGAGACCAAGUAACUCGCAGAGCAAAAUAACAGAUGAUUUUACCUGCAUUGUAGUAAUUAAUCAUCAUGUCAUUGCUGCACUGGAAAGCUAUCAACAUGUGUGUGUUCCAAAUUUACUAAUGUUUUCUGCAUGGUGUUUUUGUGCUCGGUUGUUGCUGAUAAUUUCAUUGUCAUGAUAUCAAAGCUUUUAUUCUGCA